AUGCUGCGGACGGUCGCACAGCUGUCCCGAAGGCUCUCGACGCGCGCAUUUGCGUACAGGCAGCAGUCCAUCUUUGCCCCGAAUUUGACUUCUCAUGAAAGAGAGCCGUUUAGUCCGUUUGAAGUCCAGUCCGGCUGUCUCCAACCUGGUUUGCCGGUCAUGGAAUUCCAGAAACGUCGGGAAAAACUUUUCGCUGUGAUACCGGACAACUCGGCGCUCAUUACGAACGCGGCCAACGUCAAGUACAUGACCCACGACAUUCCUUAUGAAUUCCAUCAGAAUAGCAACUUUAUGUACCUUACAGGGCUCGAGGAACCCGAUGCCCAUGCAGUGCUGGUCAAAAACCAGGGCAAGUGCUCAUUCGUGCUUUUUGUACGCCCUCGGGAUCCACGCAGUGAGCAAUGGGACGGUGCUCGCAUUGGUCUGGACGGGGCGAAGGAUCGGUAUUUGGCGGACGAAGCUUUUCAGUUGACGGAUCUUGCACCAGGCAUGCAAAAGUUAUUGUCUGGGGUGGAGAAGGUCUUUGUGCUCAAGCCCGACGGAGGAAACUACUCAGCAAGCUUUAUCGAGGCUACGCGGGACUUUCACAGCAAGUUCCUCGCUGGUGACUUUUUGGUUGAACAGCUUCGUGUGGUGAAGUCAGAGAAUGAGCUUGAUCGUAUGCGAUUUGCAGCAGACAUAGGUGCCCAGGGAUUUAUUGACAUGAUGAGAUGUACCCGACCCGGCAUGUCCGAGCUUGCGCUCGGGUCGAUGUUUGAAGGGUCUAUCAAAAAGAAUGGUGCGCUUUGGAAUGCAUUUCCGAACGUCGUGGGCUCUGGAUCAAAUGCUGCUGCAAUCCACUAUCUAGAGAAGCGUGACCUGCUUCGCGAAAACGAGUUGGUGCUAGUUGACUCAGGGUGUGAAGUUGCUGGUGGCUAUGUGUGCGAUAUCACGCGCACGUGGGGGGUGGGUGGAAAAUUGCCAGCCGAACAUGUCACGAUGUACGAAUUUGUUCUGGAUGUCCAGAAGAAGUGCAUAGAUCAUUUGAAAAGAAUGAUUGAGGCCAAGGAGACGAUCAGCUUGAACGAUCUGCACAACUACUCUGUUGAUAUCAUGAUAAAGCAGAUGCUUGAGGUAGGAGUCAUGAAAAUCAGAGGCGGACCCCACUCGCGCGCUGCGAUGCGCGAGUUCCAGAAGUACAACCCGACACAUAUUGGUCACUAUCUGGGCAUGGAUACACACGACACCCCGCACGUCACGCGCGAUGCACCAUUAGUACCGGGUAUGGUGAUAACCGUCGAGCCAGGUAUUUAUUUGCCGAAAAACGACCUUGAUCUGCCUAAAGAGCUUCGUGGGAUUGGUAUUCGGAUCGAGGACGAUAUUGUGAUCACGGAGACUGGAAUUGAGAUCAUGACGUCUAAGGCGCCUAAAGAGCUGAACGAGAUGGACGCCUUGCGUUUGGGGUAA
Molecule: messenger RNA, 1446 nt
Organism: Peronospora matthiolae
Lineage: Eukaryota; Oomycota; Peronosporomycetes; Peronosporales; Peronosporaceae
Source: the annotation of a GenBank genome assembly